CUCCCGCCCCUCUUCUCUCGUCGUCCUCAUCCUCCGCUACGCUCUCCACCUCUGCCUCGCUCUCCCACUAAGAUCUGACCUCUACACAACAACGCACUCCUCCCUCUACCAGACAUCAUGAGCUCACCCAGCAAACGUCGUAUCGAGACAGACGUUAUGAAGCUACUUAUGUCGGACUAUGAGGUCAACCUCGUGAACGAUAGCAUGCAGGAGUUCUAUGUCCGUUUCUAUGGUCCCACAGAGACCCCGUUCGCCGGCGGGGUGUGGAAGAUCCACGUCGAGCUCCCGGACCAGUACCCGUUCAAGUCGCCCAGCAUCGGCUUCAUGAACAAGAUCUUCCACCCGAACAUCGACGAGCUAAGCGGUUCCGUGUGCUUGGACGUGAUCAACCAGACGUGGUCGCCCAUGUUCGACAUGAUCAACAUAUUUGAAGUGUUCCUCCCGCAGCUGCUGCGCUACCCGAACCCGAACGACCCGCUGAACGGCGAGGCAGCGGCGCUGCUCAUGCGCCAUCCGAAGGAGUACGACGCGAAGGUGAAGGAGUACGUGCAGCGGUUCGCGACGAAGGAGGCCGCGGACGCUGCCGUCGACAAUGACGACGAGGACGAAGACGAGGAGAUGAGCGACAUCGGGAGCAUCAGCGACGACGACGCGGAGCACAUGCAGUCGUGAGCGGCCUGCGCUACCGCCCCUCCUUUCCCCGUUCCCUCUCUCGUACUCUCACUCCGGAUCAGACGCCGCCACCCGGUCUCGCUCUCACCUCGCAUACCUUUCCUCGCUCAUGACCCACUUGUAAUGUGUGCCAUUGCUGGCGCUGUCUGUACUUGAUGUCGUUGUAACACCACUUCUCGUUGUCCGUCUCCUCGGUUGCCUCGUCCUGGAAUCAUCAUUGUAUUCAUUGUAGAUCACGCCUUCCUCUCUCCAAUCUGAACACACGGUGCAACUGUUCGAUACAGUAUUCAGAGACUUCUGUCCACCCCUGUUUUCCGGCUGCUCCAGCUCCGAAAUCGCGGUGUGCCCUGUGGCGCUGAGGUGUGCGUAGCUCGACCUCGAGAGCAUAGUAUGCGCGGAUGCCGCAGAGGGUGAUCUAGUCCAAGCACGGAAGGGGAGCUGGACGAUGCCGACUGCCGGACGCUGCAUGCGAAUGGGCUUCACGCCAGGUUUGCUGAGCUUAGCUCGGGGCCGGCGUUGAAGGAUUGGUGGUAGGCGGCAGCGGAUUAGACUGCACGAGGUCGCUAACUUUCUUCUGCGCCUCAAGUGCGGACUUCAUCAGGCCGUCUAUGUGAGUCUUGACACUGUCCAUGGUGGCGGCUUUCGUCUUGCUCUCCUUCAAGAGCGCUUCUUUCGCCUUUAUGAGCUCUUUACGCUUCUGAUCCAACCUCUGCCGCUCUGAGAGCUCAAAACUGAGACGGUUGAGCAUGAGCUGAUGCUCGUCCGCGAGGACUCCGUCCGUCCGCGCCUCCUCAGGCGCAAUCUGCUUGAAUUCCUCGAGUGCAUGGAAUGGGAUGUCCUGGUAUAUAGACGCGAACUGACGGCACUUCUCUAUCUCGCGUUCGAGGUGGCGCUUUUCGUAGAGCAGGUUCUGCAGCCCGAGAUAGGUCUGGUCCAUCUCGUGGCGCGCGUCGGCCGUGGCCUGCUUGUGUGCGCGGGUAGCAUGGUUGGCGGCGCGGUUGAGAGCCUUAAGCCGGGCGAAGAGGGCGCCUGCGCG
Messenger RNA from Trametes versicolor FP-101664 SS1, 1708 nucleotides. RefSeq names its product E2 ubiquitin-conjugating protein UBC8. The coding region runs from base 118 to 672 and encodes 184 amino acids. Gene Ontology annotation, cellular component: nucleus. Lineage: Eukaryota; Fungi; Basidiomycota; Agaricomycetes; Polyporales; Polyporaceae. Gene Ontology annotation, biological process: ubiquitin-dependent protein catabolic process; protein polyubiquitination. Gene Ontology annotation, molecular function: ubiquitin conjugating enzyme activity. The record is from RefSeq and is a predicted model, not a curated record. The transcript has 9 exons.